This is a messenger RNA of Penicillium paradoxum, 2673 nucleotides long. It is a transcript of the gene glpV, whose product is annotated as glycogen phosphorylase. NCBI's taxonomy places the organism in Eukaryota, Fungi, Ascomycota, Eurotiomycetes, Eurotiales, Aspergillaceae. The transcript is spliced from 8 exons. Gene Ontology annotation, molecular function: glycogen phosphorylase activity; pyridoxal phosphate binding. The record is from RefSeq and is a predicted model, not a curated record. Gene Ontology annotation, cellular component: cytoplasm. Gene Ontology annotation, biological process: glycogen catabolic process. Bases 1 to 2673 code for a protein of 890 amino acids.
AUGUCGUCGACCAUCCCACCUGCAUCGACCGAGCCUCAGGAGCAUCGUCGGGAGCGAAAGCCCUCCGUCGGAGCUCCCAUUGCCGAUCUCCAAGGCCCUAUCGGCCCGGGGUUUAGUCGUCCUAAGCACAAGCGCACGUUCACCGGCCUCGGCCCUGCCGAGAUUAAGCAUGUCGAAGCGAGCAUUCCUGAGCCAUUGCGAGAGGCCUGGAGAAAACACUCGGCCACGGAAUUUAAUACCAAGGACGAAUUCGAGAAAGAGCUCGUACGACACAUUGAGACGACCCUCGCUCGCUCGCUUUACAAUUGCGAUGAAUUGGCCGCCUACUCGGGUACCGCACUGGCGUUCAGAGAUCGAUUGAUCAUCGAAUGGAACAAGACUCAGCAACGACAGACUUUCACUGAUCAGAAGCGAGUCUACUAUCUGUCGCUUGAAUUCCUGAUGGGACGUGCUUUGGACAACGCUAUGCUGAAUGUUGGGCAGAAGGAAACGGCUCGAGAGGGAUUGAAGGACCUUGGAUUCCGCAUCGAGGAUGUCAUCGACCAGGAACACGAUGCAGCAUUGGGCAACGGUGGUCUGGGACGUCUGGCUGCCUGCUUCUUGGACAGUAUGGCAACGCUAAACUAUCCGGCCUGGGGAUACGGACUGCGCUAUCGCUAUGGUAUCUUCAAGCAGGAAAUCGUCAAUGGGUACCAGGUCGAGAUCCCAGACUACUGGCUUGACAAUAACCCUUGGGAGUUCCCGAGACACGAAAUUACUGUCGACAUCCAAUUCUACGGCAACGUCAAGAAAUAUCAAGAUGAGGAUGGUAAGAUCGUACAUUCGUGGGAGGAUGGCGAGAUUGUUCAAGCCCUUGCGUAUGAUGUACCCAUCCCGGGUUAUGCCACAAAGACUACCAACAAUCUUCGUCUGUGGUCUAGCAAGGCCAGCAGUGGAGAAUUUGAUUUCCAGAAGUUCAAUGCUGGAGAUUAUGAGAGCGCAGUGGCAGACCAGCAGAACGCAGAAACAAUCUCGGCCGUCCUCUACCCUAACGAUAAUCUUGAGCGAGGCAAAGAGCUGCGUCUGAAGCAGCAGUACUUCUGGUGUGCUGCUUCACUGUUUGACAUCGUUCGGCGUUUCAAGAAGACAAAACGAGCUUGGAGCGAGUUCCCCGACCAGGUGGCUAUCCAGCUCAACGACACUCACCCAACCCUUGCAGUCGUCGAGUUUCAGCGCAUCUUGAUUGAUAAAGAGGGAUUGGAAUGGGAUGAGGCAUGGGACAUCGUAACCAAGACCUUCAGCUAUACCAAUCACACCGUUCUUCCCGAGGCGCUGGAGAAAUGGUCCGUCCCACUCAUGCAGAACUUGCUUCCACGACACUUGCAAAUCAUUUAUGAAAUAAACCUGUUCUUCUUGCAAUCUGUGGAGCAGCGGUUCCCUAACGAUCGGGAUCUCUUGUCGCGCGUGUCUAUCAUUGAAGAGUCGCAUCCCAAGAUGGUGCGCAUGGCCUACUUGGCCAUCAUCGGUUCCCACAAAGUCAAUGGUGUGGCCGAGCUGCAUUCUGACUUGCUCAAGACCACUUUGUUCAAGGACUUUGUGCAGAUCUAUGGAGUCGACAAGUUUACUAACGUUACUAAUGGUAUCACGCCACGACGCUGGCUCCACCAGGCUAACCCCCGGUUAUCUGCGUUGAUUGCCGAAAAGCUUGGAGGAUAUGACUUCCUGAAGGAUCUUACACUUUUGGAUAAGAUUGAAGCGUUUGUUGACGACAAGGCCUUCCGCGAGGAAUGGGCAGUCAUCAAGCGGGAGAACAAACUGCGCCUUGCUAAAUAUAUCAAAGCUACCACCGGAUUCGACGUCAACCCCAAUGCCUUGUUUGACGUGCAGGUAAAGCGUAUUCACGAAUACAAGCGCCAGCAACUCAAUAUCUUUGGAGUCAUCCACCGCUACUUGAGCAUUAAAGCUAUGUCAGCCGAAGAAAAGAAGAAAGUGGUGCCUCGGGUUUCGAUUUUCGGAGGCAAAGCAGCGCCUGGCUACUGGAUGGCGAAGUCAAUUAUCCAUCUCAUCAAUAAAGUGGCCGAUGUUGUGAACAAGGACCCAGAUGUUGGCGACCUUUUGAAGGUCAUCUUUAUCGAGGACUACAACGUCAGCAAGGCAGAGAUUAUCUGCCCAGCCUCGGACAUCAGUGAGCACAUCUCGACCGCAGGUACCGAAGGUAGCGGCACAAGCAACAUGAAGUUCGUGCUGAAUGGCGGUCUGAUUAUCGGCACCUGCGACGGAGCCAACAUCGAAAUCACCCGCGAGAUCGGCGAGCAGAAUAUCUUCCUCUUUGGCAACCUCGCCGAAGACGUUGAAGAGCUGCGUCACCGCCACUUCUACGGCGACUUCAAGCUAGACCCGCAGCUCGAGCGCGUCUUCAACGCAAUCAAGGACAACAUGUUCGGCGACAAGAACGACUUCUCGGCGCUUAUCAACUCCAUUGAAGAGCACGGUGACUACUACCUCGUCUCGGACGAUUUCAACUCCUACAUCACCACCCACGAGAUGGUCGAUGAAGCCUUCCUGAAUCAGGAGGAGUGGCUGGCCAAGUCGAUCACCUCGGUCGCACGCAUGGGCUUCUUCUCUAUGGAUCGCGUUACUAACGAGUACGCUGAUAGUAUCUGGAACAUCGAGCCUUUGGAUGUUGAGAAGUAG